CUCACUCAAUUCCCUUUUUUGUUAAAUGACCCGGACUCGGUACAUACCACUCGAACUUUAUUGAAGAGAUCUGAAUUAGGGUGAUUUUCUCACGUCACAUUAUGUGGAAUGAAUCGCAAGAACUAUUCUCAAAAAAUAUAAUGUUACUUAUCUUAGUCAAGAAUAUUUCAAGUGAAUUGCAUAGAGAACCUCUCUUUUCAUAUUGAUCAAGAAAACUCUGAAGUUUCGCUGUGCCCUACUACGAAAUUUUAAAUUCCAUCAGCAUCCCACCUCAGAUCUACUCUACUCUAACAUUGAUAUUAUGAGAUAAAAUGAAUUAUUCUACGUACAUUAUUAGAUAAUAUUUCAGAUUAGAAAAAAAGCUAGGAACACGUUCUAGUUUGAUUCAUCUAUUUCGAAAGUUGAAUUACGCUAAUCGAGUUCAAUCCAUUCACCUUGCGUGUGCAUACUGUUUCAAAUAACAAUGUAAUUGAUAGCAGCAACAAUGGGAUGGCUCGCAGUAUUGACGAUUGCAGCGGUAGUUGGAUCAAUUUCAUGUGUUGAGAAUUACCAUUACAACAAUUUCGGAAAUGGACUACAGGGAGGCAAUUUCAACGCAUUCAAAAAAUUUCCAAAUUUUGGAUCAAUUCAGCAGCCUUCUGGUCAUUGGCAUUACACAGAUGAUGACGAAGAUGACCUCGAAGAAGAAAACACACUGCCUGUUGACGAGAAUGAAGAGACUGAUUCUAACCCAGAAGUUGAUGGUAACAACUCAAACUUCGUAGUUGGUGACGAACAAGAUAACACCGACCCAGAUGACAACGACCAAGAUGACUUCGAUCAAGAUGACUUCGAUCAAGAUUUUGGAUUGGAUGAAAUUCAAAUUGAUGCUCGAGGAAGGAAUGGAGGUCUUGGUGCUUUAUCCUCACUACCUGCUUUGAAGAACCAGCUGAAAUCAAUAUCAAAUAGUUUAGUCAAUAGGAAACUACAGAAUGGUCAAUCUAAUGACAAUACUCCAAUUGAUGCAUUCAAUGAUCCGACUGAGGAGACCUCAUUGAUCACAGGGAGUUCUGGAGACAGUUCUGACUUUUCUCAACUAGGGAGUCAAACUGAGUCAGGAGAUACUUCGAAUCUAUUUGGAGGACUAUUGGCGGCCGCAAUUCCCACACUCUUGUCGAAUGGUUUGAAUAAAGCGAGUUCAAGUGCUGGUUCUUCUCAAAAUGAAGGGCUUAAAAACCCAGGAGAUAUUUCAAAUCUAUUUAGAGAACUAUUGGGGAGUGCAAUUUUGUCGAAUAAAGGAAGUCUGGGACAGGAUGUAGGUCGUAGCUCUUCUCGAAAUAGGGGUCAAUCUAAUAAGUUAACUGGAGAAGUAUCUAAUUUGAUUGCUGGAUUACUAGGAUCCUCAAUAGGCCUCCCAAAAGAGGCAGUAUCUAAUGGUUUGAAUAAAGGAAUCUCAAAGAUCGGUAAUAUUAGAAACAAUGUACUUGAUUUCAGAGAUCGAGCACUUGAUAGACGUGUGGGCAUAGCUCAACGUAAUCAACUCAACCAAUUUGACCCAAGAUUUCAAGCUUCUUUGUCAAAAAGUGAUCAUGUACUUGGUGAUGAUCAGUUGACUUGGAAUAAGGUGGCAAAUUUAGUUACAAAAUUCCAACCCAGUUCAGCUGAAGCUCAACAGAGUAAGCUGGGUACCUCGUCUCUGAAAAACAGUAUUCUUGGGCUUUUGGGAAGCACAAAAGGAGCCGUAACAACGAUUAAGGGUGCGGGUGAGAGUAGUGAUAAUUCUGGAACAAAGAGAAAUGAAGAUAACCAAUCAGUGAUAAGUGGUUUUCUUGGUUUCCUGGGCAACGCAGUUACAUCUUCAAGUGGUAAUAAAGGAAGGGGAAGUGAUAACAAUAGCAACGAUGAUUCUAACAAAGGUGGAAGAUUUCAAUUUUUGACCAAUGCAAAGAAUUUUGUCACCAACCCUGUCGAUUUUGUGGAGAGAAGAAUAAGAAAUAAGAUCAAGAAAAAAAUAAAAAACGAAAUCAAACAAUGCGUGGGAGAUCUCAGUAACAGAGUUGUUCAAUUCAAGAGUAAUAUGACUGGUUUAGCUGGUGGAGUGGUAGAAAGCUUCAUACAAAAACCAUCUCAAAAUACAAACAAAAACUGUUUGAAAAUUCUGACAGGACCACAAGCUCACCAAUUGUAUUUGAACGGGAAACAUAUUCCUGAAUCGCGGAUAAUCUAUGUUGAUAAACUGUAUCCAUUGGAUUUCAAUAGUUGUCCAGUCAAUCACCAGAAUGAAGUACUGAGGAACUGCUUGCUCAAAGGUAAUGUCCUCGUCCUGAGUCAACCCGAUAAAGUCAAAGUGGAGGAAGAGCAUGGCCGUCAAUUGGAAAUGAUAAUCGCAAAAGAUGUCAUCAAAGACAGGUUGAAUGGUUUGGUGGAUACAUUUUUCCAGAAUUUCGGAAGACAAUUCAUAAAAGGAGUACACAUUUUCAGGGGUGAUGGCAACGAAUAGAGACUAUGGAUACUGUAAUGUGCAUUUAUUAGCAAUAAUCAGUGCCAUACCUAAUAAUCCGGCUACUAUUAUUAUUCAUGGAUCGAUUAAAAAAUUGUGCUACUCCAUUGCUGCGAAAAGUCACUUCCCUCGUCACUCGCAUUAUUCCAGUUAUACGUUUCAUCCACACCCAUGUCAUAUUUCUCACACAAUUUUUCUCCAUUAAUCAAAUUUCGGAUGAAAAAUACUUAUAUCAGUGGAGGAAACGAGUUGGUACCCUUCUUGAAUAGCUGAAUGUUGAUCAAAAACGUCUUUCCAAGCCAAUAAAUUUAUAAUCAUGCUGUAACAAAAAAUUUAAAAAAUCAAAUAAGUGUUAAUAUUCAUCUUCAAAGUAGGUACAGCAAUAAAUUGAGUAUUAUGAUGGUUGCGUUGCCUAUGCCGGAUGUUUUCCUUAUGAUUGUAAUCAACAAAAUAUUUGAAAAUUUAGAAAUUUAUAUAAUUUAUUUCUUUUACAUAAAAUUCCAUAAA
Nilaparvata lugens (brown planthopper) is the source of this 2986-nucleotide messenger RNA. Its product is annotated as dentin sialophosphoprotein. Lineage: Eukaryota; Metazoa; Arthropoda; Insecta; Hemiptera; Delphacidae. The transcript is spliced from 4 exons. The record is from RefSeq and is a predicted model, not a curated record. The coding region runs from base 485 to 2479 and encodes 664 amino acids.